This is a messenger RNA of Aspergillus ochraceoroseus IBT 24754, 3272 nucleotides long. Its product is annotated as Hsp70 family protein. Gene Ontology annotation, biological process: endoplasmic reticulum unfolded protein response; cellular response to hypoxia; negative regulation of hypoxia-induced intrinsic apoptotic signaling pathway. Bases 235 to 3237 code for a protein of 1000 amino acids. Gene Ontology annotation, cellular component: endoplasmic reticulum chaperone complex. The transcript has 3 exons. Gene Ontology annotation, molecular function: ATP binding; ATP-dependent protein folding chaperone. Lineage: Eukaryota; Fungi; Ascomycota; Eurotiomycetes; Eurotiales; Aspergillaceae. The record is from RefSeq and is a predicted model, not a curated record.
AUUUCCCCAGGCUUACUGCCAGGUGGCCAGUAACACGGAGUGUCCUUGUGUUUUGGAUGGCUCUCCUGAUUUAACAUCCCCCUACAGUACCUGCGUCUGUGGCCUCCGCUGCGUCUUAAAUGUACUGCUAAUUGGUUGCCGCCACUUAUUCACAAUUCCCCUGCUUAGCAUAGGCUUUUCCUCUUUUGCUGUGUUUCUUACCGUCUGCUCAGAAGCAGGCGGAAUACAGAGACCAUGGCUCUGGGCGGCCGACGACGAUCAUGUAGCUCGCUACACUUCUUUCCCUCUUCUCCUAUCCUUUCCGUCGUGAUCGUUCCGUUCCUUCUUUUCUUUCUAAGCUUCCCCGCUCCCACAUCUGCCGCAGGCUCUGCAGUUCUCGGGAUCGAUGUUGGCACAGAGUACCUGAAAGCCGCGUUAGUUAAGCCAGGAAUCCCUCUGGAAAUUGUCCUUACCAAGGAUUCGAAGCGCAAGGAGUCCGCUGCGGUUGCCUUCAAACCCUCAAGGCAGAGCGACGCUGUUUUCCCAGAACGAUUUUACGGUGGCGACGCACUUGCGCUGUCUGCUCGAUACCCCGAUGAUGUCUACGUGAAUCUCAAGACGCUCAUUGGACUCUCCUUCAAUGGUGGAGAGGAUGAAGUGGUCAAAACCUACCAUGAACGCUAUCCGGCACUGAAACUGGAAAGCGCCCCCGGCGAGCGAGGCACCGUCGGACUUCGAAGCAACAGACUUGGCGAGGAGGAAAAGAAAGAGGCCUUCCUUGUCGAAGAGCUUCUGGCUAUGCAAUUAAAACAAAUCAAAGCCAACGCUGAUGGUCUGGCUGGCAAGGGAUCCGACAUUAGAGAUGUCGUGAUUACCUAUCCUGCGUUCUACACCGCGGAUGAAAAGAGGAGUUUGCAAUUGGCAGCAGAAUUGGCGGGUCUGAAUGUUGAUGCUCUCAUCAGCGAUGCGCUUGCUGUUGGGAUUAAUUACGCCAUGAGCCGAACAUUCCCCAGUGUCUCUGAUGGACAGAAGCCCGAGUACCACGUCGUUUACGAUAUGGGGGCCGGCUCUACUACCGCCGCCGUUCUCCGCUUCCAGAGCCGUACAAUGAAGGAUGUUGGCAGAUUCAACAAGACAGUACAGGAGGUUCAGGUUGUGGGAGCGGGCUGGGACAAGACACUCGGAGGUGACUCCCUGAACGACGUCCUCGUUAAGGAUAUGGUUGAUCAGCUAGUUGACGACAAGAAACUAAACGGCCGUGUUGCUGUUGAGGAUUUGCGGGCACAUGGAAAGACAAUGGCAAGACUUUGGAAGGACUCCGAAAAGAUUCGUCAGGUUCUGAGUGCCAAUACUGAAACCAGCGCGUCUUUUGAAAGUCUCUACGAGGAGGACUUCACCUUCAAGUAUCGUGUCUCCCGCUCGAGGCUUGAGGAGCUCGCAGAGCAACAUAUCGCUCGUCUUGGAAAGCCCCUUGAAGAUGCCUUGGCCGCAGCAGGAUUGCAGUUGAAUGAUAUCGAUUCUAUCAUUCUACAUGGUGGAGCGAUUCGCGCACCUUUUGUUCAGAAGGAGCUAGAAAAGGUUUGCGGAGACUCUAGCAAGAUUAGAACCAAUGUCAAUGCAGACGAGGCCGCGGUUUUUGGUGCGGCGUUCAAGGGAGCCGGACUCAGUCCGAGCUUUCGUGUCAAGGACAUCCGGGCGAGCGAUGCGUCUGGGUACCCUGUCGUGCUGAAGUGGCCCUCAGAAUCCAAGGAAAGACAGCAGAAGCUGUUCACACCUACUUCGCAAGUUGGACCAGAGAAGCAAGUGACCGUGAAGAACCUGGAAGAUUUUGAGUUUAGCUUCUACCAACAAGUGCCGGUUAAUGGGGAUGUGGCUGAGCUACCUGUCCUCUCCGUGAAGACACAGAAUCUGACCGCCUCCGUUGAUAAGCUGAAGGAUAGCUUCGGGUGCUCAACUGCAAACAUCACCACCAAGUUUUCUAUCAGGUUGAAUCCUCUUAAUGGUAUUCCUGAAGUCUCGGGUGGUUCCGUGAGCUGUGAAGUAGAAACCUCCAAGAAAGGAAGCGUUGUCGAGGAUGUCAAAGGAUUCUUUGGUCUAGGCUCCAAGAAGGAGCAGGAGGCCCUUAGUGAAGAAGGAGAGCCCAGCGAGUCCAUUACCCUGGAGGCCGACGAGCCUCAAGCAUCGACGUCCUCCGCAGACGAUGCUGCGCCUACUUCUGUGAAAGAGAACAAAAAGGCAACACCCCAAACUCGGCUUGAAACAAUUCCUAUUAGCCUCGUCGCCACUCCGCUCGGCGUCCCUGCUCCAUCUGAAGCUGAACUCGCCCGCAUCAAGAACCGCCUUAAUGCGUUUGAUGCUUCGGACCGUGACCGCGUCCUCCGUGAGGUCGCCCUGAAUGAACUAGAAUCUUUCAUUUACAAGAGCCGGGACCUGACCGAGGACGAAGAGUUCACGAAAGUACUGAAGCCCGAGCAACUGACCGACCUUACCGAGAAAGUUUCCGCGGCCAGUGACUGGAUCUACGAGGACGGCGCUGACGCCAAAACGUCGGAACUGCGUGAGAAAUUGAAGUCUCUUAAAGACGUUGUCAAUCCAGCCUUGAAGCGGCAGCAAGAAAACGCGGCUCGUCCAGCCCGCGUGGAACUACUUCGGGAGACUCUCAAGAAUUCCAAAAUGGUCAUGGAUGUCAUGGAAAAGCAGAUCCAACAAGAUGAGGAAAUCCAUUCCGCCAAUCUUCCUGAAUCAAACACCAGCGAAACGGAAUCCUCCAGCUCCGAAAUCCCUUCGCCAUCCGCCGACGCCGACGACCUCGACGAUGACGCUUACGCCACCUCUACUUCUUCCAAGACUUCCUCUGCCACAAGCACUCCCAAGCCUGCUUCCCCCAAAUACUCCGUCUUUCAACCAUCCGACCUCACCAGCCUGUCUAAGACCUACGAGUCCACCAACACAUGGUUCGAAACCCAGCUUGCCCUCCAGGAGCAGCUGACCGAAACGGAUAACCCGGCUCUAACAGUGGCGGAGAUCGACUUCCGUCUCAAGGAGCUCGAACGCACCAUGAACCGCAUUUACGAGAAGAUGGGCGCGGCCGCCAAAAAGGCGUCCAACGACCAAUCUUCCAAGAAGAACAGCAAGAAAGAGAACAGCACCGACAAAUCAAAGAAGCCUACCUCGUCCAAGGACCAGGAACCGGCCCAGGAGACCCAGGAGAAGAAAGAGGGAAAGAAACCCCAGUCCAACGUGAAAGACGAGUUGUAGUCAUGACUUUUUUUUUUUUUUUUUUAAUAUUGUUU